This is a messenger RNA of Fulvia fulva, 1887 nucleotides long. RefSeq lists its product as uncharacterized. NCBI's taxonomy places the organism in Eukaryota, Fungi, Ascomycota, Dothideomycetes, Mycosphaerellales, Mycosphaerellaceae. The record is from RefSeq and is a predicted model, not a curated record. The transcript has a single exon. The coding region runs from base 1 to 1887 and encodes 628 amino acids.
AUGGAGACCACCGCACAAGUCAUGGCACAGUCCGAGGCGCCAGUGGCAGCAGCCUUCAUCACACUACCAACAGAGCUACACGAUAUGGUGUGUAGCUUCAUCCGAGAUACCAAGACCAUCAAGAAUGUGCGCGACACCUGCAAAGCUUUGCGCGAGAAGACGGACGAGACAUAUCACAAGCGCAAGUUCAAUACCUUGGAGAUCAACCUCACGGUCGCAGAUCUUCGAUACGUGGUCAAGGUGAGCAAGCAUCGGCGCUACUCGCGCCUGGUGCAGAAGAUUGUGAUCAGACCUGCUUUCCUCAACCGUUUAGAUUGUCAGAAAGGAGAAACAGGCGUGCUUCUGGCGACAGCGCUCCCGAACCUCAAGAGCCUUCUGAGCAUCGAGGUCUUGCCCUACGAAACUGGCGGGAAUGCACAACUCCGAGCGAGAGCGAAUGGCCGGGUGCCAGCAGUUGGAGACCUGGGGUUCGACCCGCUCAGAAUGGUCAGACAUGAUCCAGCUCUGGUUCACGAUCCGAUAUCACAUGCUUUCUUCAUCGUGCGUGCAGCACUACGAUACUCGAAGAGUGUCGUACACUUCAAGGCUGGUACAGCGCCGCUGUCGACAGGCGAACGCAACUCGGUCGACCAUGCGGUGAUCCGAGUUCUUAACGCUGCCAUCAACAACUCCUUGGCACGACUCGAGUCCUUCCAUCUGGUAGCUGGAGCACAAGGAAACAGCCUUAACAUCGAGCUGAGCCUCGCGGAUCUACUUCGUCCCAUGCAACAACUCAAGUGUCUUCGACUUGAAUUCUGGGGCUUCCACCUCGAGUGGCUUUCCAAGACGUUCGAGGACGUCACCCUCCCUCGUCUCAAGGCGGUGCAUAUCCAGGCGGCGCGAAAAGUCAAGGCAACUGCUCUCAAGGGCUUCGUCCAACGUCACGAGAGUCUUGAGAGCCUGGAGCUGAGCGUCAUCACUUUCGAUGAUGAUGAGCUCGAUAGUGUCUUUCCUGGUAUCUUCGAAGGUCUUCGCUUGCACAAGCUCAAGCUGUCACAGCUUACCAGUGCUCACCAUGGUUUGCUGCUGCUCGGUACGACCUGCGAUAUCAUCUGCGGCACUUGCAACAAAGACCUUCACGCGGCUUGGGAGUUCAAGACUGGGCCACACUGCGUUCACAACUCGAUCGAUGUUACGGGCAGCGAGUUGGCAGUCUCUCGUGAGCUGGCCCGGCGACUCGAAGUCACCGAUCUGCUUCCAUGGCCACAGAGACCACCGCCGCCUGUUCUGCCUGCUACUCCACCAACCACGGCCGAGGUACAACAAAGCGGGUCGGAUGAUGUAGUUAUGGAGGACAAAGCUGCGCCUUCGAACGAUGCACCAACUACUCCCGUGAUCACCGAUUCCUCCGUCGUUAUCACGGACCUUGCCCGCUUGAUCCCCUCGGGCUAUAUAAGCGAUACGGAGCAAGACACCCCUACUCGGACGACGCACGGCCGGAUGGCGCCAAGUAGGAGGCCUCGCAUCCGAUCGCAGCUAGGGUCCUCUCGACGUCCAGCGAGCACUGGUAUUAUCAACCUCACAGGCGACAGCGACGAAGACGACGGUCCAUACGAUGGCUACGAGGACUACGACGAUCGAGCCGGGAUUGUGGUCGUGCCCGAGCAGUCCGUUCAAAGUAGUGGCAGGAAAUACAUUCCUAAAUUCCCGCGAACACGCGAUCGCGCCAAGGUCACCAGUUUCGAAGACUUCAAGAAGAUCAUGGACAACGAGAAUGAGGACGAGGACAUGGUCGAUGUGUCGGAGACUCUGGGCCGCUUGGAGAGGAAGAGGGCCGAGAGUACGGAUCUAAUGCGUCUACAGUCGAAGAUGAGGAAGCUUGAUGGUGGUAAGGGCCAGCGCCAGUAG